CUUCUGCAAAAAAAAAAAGGUCAAUUUGUAUAAACUGGUAAUGUACAGUUGGUUUGGUAUAUAGAUCAAUAUUGGCGUCCACGGUUUGUUUCUUGAUUAGAUGGGCGUAGUCCGUCAAGCCUUAGCGGAAGUAAUGCCUGAAAGACGAAAUUCAGGACUUCAAACUCUACAUAUUCAGUCAGGAAGUGCAAUGAGCAAAGGUUGGCUGUCACUUCUGUAACCACGGUCGUUGCUCAUUUAUUUUUCUUUACAUCCAUGUCUUCUUGUUCAAUGGACAUAAAGUGUUAUUGAUGAUUUGACGGAGUCAGCAUCCACCUCCGCUCUGAAACCAGCCGCUGCAGCCCAGUGAUGCCUCUGUUUCGGGCUUCGGGGGAAAGUGGCGGGGUGAAGCCUCGGCAGAGGAGGAUGAGGAAUAGGAAGACAGAUGAAGACGGCUCUGUACUUUCACUUACACGCCUCUGUCUGCUGAGCCUCGCUGACAACAUGAACGACGUGUGGGCCAAAGACUAUGCUGAUAACUACCUGGAUCACUAUUUCUUCAGACACAUCAUGGGGCCUUUCAACUUACUGUCAGGUGAGCGAGUGGAGGAGCUGACACAUCUGCUGUGCAACAGGAAGCAGUUGUCCCGAGCGGCCCUCCACCUCUUGCUGGUCCCUCAGCUCCGUGCUCUGUCUCUAGAAAAGUGUCCCGGUCUGGUCACCUCUGCUCUCUGUGCCCACGUUUCUGCACGUUGCCAGGGUCUGUGGAGUCUGGACCUCUCCGGAGCCCAGCAGCUGCCCUCGAAGGCUGUUUCAGAAACCCUAAUCUGUUUACCUGCCCUGCGCUCGCUCUCCCUGUCUGGUACACUUUGUGACGGAUGUGUAAUCAGGACAGUUGCCCGCCACUGCAGAUUUCUUCGCCACCUAGAUGUAUCUCGCUGUCAUUUCCUCUCUCCUGCUGCACUACUUCCUCUUGGGGGCGGGGCUUCGAUUGUAUCCUAUGGGUGUCCUUCUAGUGUCUCCAACUCUUCAUCCAAAUCCCCUACAUUUCCUUCUCUCCCUGCACAUUUUUCUCCUCCUCCCCUUUGCAGUCUGCUCGCUCUGGAUAUUGGGUUUGGGAAAGAAGAGGGAGAUCUUGUGGCAGCUGCAGCUUUCCUCCUUCUCUCCCUGCCCUUCCUGGAGAGAGUGGCCAUGGAGGGUCUUGCACAGGCCUGCUGUCUGAUCCAGAACAGACACUUCAGCAAGACAAACGAGUUCACUGACAGAGAAGGAGUACCGAGGCUAGGGGAGGUGUGGAGGCACAGACAGGUCAUGGACAAAUGGAGUAAAAAGAGAGAAGUAGAAGAAGAUGAGAAGGAAAAGAAGGAGGAGGAGGAGGAGGAGGGGGAGAUAUUGUGGGAGGGGUAUAGCAGUGACAGCAGAGAUGAAGGGCCUAAUUCCUCUCAGAGCCAAACAGAGAAAAAGAGGAGAGGAAGUGUUUUGUCACAGUCAGAUGAUGAUCACCUGAUCCUGAGCCUGAAGGACGUGAAGGCUGUAUCGUGUGACUCUCUGGACAGUUUAAGUCAGUUGUGUCCAAACAUCCAUUCCAUAUCUGUAAACAUUGAUGAUGAUGGUGAUGAAGUUACGGGAGGAAGAAGUCAAGGGUCUCUGUUAGCUGCGAGUCUUAAUACAUGGUCAGGCCAGCUACGGAACCUCUCGCUGCACUACCUGGGCCCGCUGCUGGAUCUCCUUCCUGCCUUGCAAAUAUCAGGUUCCUCCUUGGUCUCUUUAACCCUGGAAGGGGUAAAAACUAGCCCUCACACUCCUCUACUGGAGAUCAUUAAGGCAUGUCCCAGACUCAGAGACCUGCUCAUGUUUGCUGAGCCUCCGACUACACCGCAGGAACAUGAAGACGACGAAAUGGGGGAACAGCAGGACGAUCAGGAUCUUCCACAACUGUCUAACCUCUGCUCUCUAACACUCAAAUUCUCCUACGAGCACAGCCGGAUGAAGCCCAUCAUGUCCUGGAUGUCUUUAAAGAAGGUGCUCAAGUCUCUCUUUUUGGGUUCUCCUUCACUGGAGAAGCUCUCGUUGGUCUCCCUGCCGUGCCCUCUGAACUGUGUUUUACAGGAUGUACUGCACAGAGCGGACUUGGCCCUGCAUCUUUAUGUCGACUCUACAGGUGUACCUCCCAUGCCACUUGGGCGACUUCAGCACAUAAACCUGCAGCGGACAGAUGUGGAGAUGACAACAGUUAAAAGUUUAAUGCAACGGACCAAAAGACUGAAGUGCAUAGAUGUGAGCUACUGCUGGAAAAUCAGUAAGGCUGAGUGCUUCAACUGUGUCACAACCAGUAAAGUCCAACUUGUCUGGUCGUAAUCGAGAGCUGUGCAGCUGCCAUCACAAUGAGCUACACUGCUUAUUCAAAUAAACAUACAAUGCAAAUGUACAGUGUCAAUUACAUCAGCUUGUAUGAAUACAACUCUAAAGAUUGUAUCAUUUUUUUUAUAAUGGAUACAGAUACAGGAUAAUCUUACUGACUUUAUAUGCGCUCACUAAUUGAAGUGUGUCCUUAUUGACACAUCUCAUGUUCCUAAAGUGCUUAGUAAUGAAACAAAAACGAUCAAGGUAUUUUGUUUUCACAAGUAUUUUAACUAUCAUCUUUUCUAAGUCAACUGAAUUCAUUAUUACGUUUUUUGCAUAAUCAGUAUGAGUAUAACUCCACAAAUUCACACGAAUGAAAACAAUAUUUGAUUAAUUUGCAAUGCGCAUGUUGGCUAAUAAAUCCUUUAAGGGGAGUUCUGUGGUGUGUCUUAUUGCUUCUUUAUGGCUGUUUGUUUUGGAUCUAGCACCCACUAAUUGAUGUGCAUGUCUUUUUUUUGUGAUUUUCAAUUAAACAUGAUGCCAAUCAUUU
Molecule: messenger RNA, 2872 nt
Organism: Labrus mixtus (cuckoo wrasse)
Lineage: Eukaryota; Metazoa; Chordata; Actinopteri; Labriformes; Labridae
Exons: 5
Coding region: 349-2337 (662 amino acids)
Source: RefSeq, a predicted model, not a curated record